AUGACCUCUAUGGGGGAUAAACUUCAACCAGAAGUAAGGGAGCAAAUUCAUCGUCGCCUUAUGACGACAUUGGAAGAAACCCACUACUUGGAGAACACUAAUCCCCAUGCUCUGGUUCCCCCCGGUCGCCCUGGGUUGGCAUCCCUCCUAGAAGAAGUGGGGGACCCCGAAUCAUGGCCCAACAGUCCUCCUGGGACUUCAAAUUUCUAUAUUCUCGGAUGCAUCGGAGCUCUUGCAUUGGGUGGAUUCUUUUGGUGGCUGAGGAGGCGUCGAUUGAAACAUGCCGCAGACAAGAAUUUCAUAAAGAAUGGGGGAGUUGAGCUACAGGAACGCAUUGCUUUAAUGGGAGGAAGAAAGAGCCUACGAAUGUUUUCUGAAACAGAGUUAAAAAUAGCUUCCAAUAAUUACUCAACAGAGUUAGGAAGAGGCGGAUUUGCAACCGUGUACAAGGGAGUUCUCUCGGACGGCAAUUCAGUCGCAAUCAAAAAGCCCAAAACAUUUUCCCCGGAGUUCACCAAUGAAAUUGUGAUUUUAUCCCACACCAAUCACAGAAACGUAGUGAAAUUGAUCGGUUGUUGCCUUCGUACUGAACUUCCAUUGCUUGUAUAUGAAUUUGUGCCAAAUGGAACACUCUUUCAACGCUUACAGUCUCCAGAGAAGAACUUUCCUUGGGAAAGAAGGCGACAGAUUGCCAUAGAGACUGCAGAGGGUAUAGCAUACAUGCAUCGUGGAUCCUCUCAGCCCAUUUUCCAUCGUGACAUAAAAUCCUCAAACAUUUUGCUAGAUGACACAUUCACACCAAAAGUAGCCGACUUUGGUAUUUCUCGUCUGCGCCCUUCUGAUGAAACACAUCUGAGUACCAUGUUUCCAUCUGGCACUCCAGGUUAUGUCGACCCAGAGUUUGUGAGGAGCAACCAGUAUACAGACAAGAGUGAUGUUUACAGCUUCGGUGUAGUUUUGAUAGAGCUUCUCACUGGUCUACGGCCUGUGUUGUCUGUACAAGGAUCUAUGUGCGCUUUGUAUGACCAUUUCCUCUCCACAAUUAAUGACAAAUGCCUCUCAGAAAUUUUAGAUACUAAUGCAGUGAAGGAGGAAAAUCGAGGGCAGAUGGAGAAAAUGGCGAUGUUAGCAAAAGCAUGUUUGCAAGUGAAAGCAAAAGAAAGGCCAUCAAUGAGAGAGGUGGUGGAGGAACUUGCCUGGAUUAGAGCUAGUACAAAACAAUCGGGACUUUGCAGGGAUGCAAGUUUUGUGGAGCACACGAGACUUAAUCAUGCUUUGGAAACCACUGAAAAUUACACUUGUCCACCUAUUACAGUAAUUUCUUCAGGACGUUGAAUCAGA
Molecule: messenger RNA, 1341 nt
Organism: Cryptomeria japonica (Japanese cedar)
Lineage: Eukaryota; Viridiplantae; Streptophyta; Pinopsida; Cupressales; Cupressaceae
Product: wall-associated receptor kinase-like 1
Exons: 2
Coding region: 1-1335 (444 amino acids)
Biological process (GO): protein phosphorylation; cell surface receptor signaling pathway
Cellular component (GO): plasma membrane
Molecular function (GO): protein serine/threonine kinase activity; ATP binding
Source: RefSeq, a predicted model, not a curated record